Molecule: messenger RNA, 234 nt
Organism: Kwoniella botswanensis
Lineage: Eukaryota; Fungi; Basidiomycota; Tremellomycetes; Tremellales; Cryptococcaceae
Product: ubiquitin-like protein-NEDD8-like protein RUB3
Exons: 5
Coding region: 1-234 (77 amino acids)
Biological process (GO): regulation of proteolysis; protein neddylation; modification-dependent protein catabolic process
Cellular component (GO): cytoplasm; nucleus
Molecular function (GO): protein tag activity; ubiquitin protein ligase binding
Source: RefSeq, a predicted model, not a curated record
AUGAUCGUUAAAGUGAAGACUCUUACGGGUAAAGAGGUCGAUAUCGAUGUUCAACCAGAUAUGACCAUCAACAAAGUGAAAGAGCGAGUAGAGGAGAAAGCAGGCAUCCCACCUGUUCAACAACGUCUGAUCUUCGGUGGUAAAGCCAUGGCCGAUGAUAAAGCUAUUCAAGAUUACAAGAUUAACGCAGGGGCUGUCAUCCAUUUGGUACUCGCUUUGAGAGGUGGUCGAUGA